GGUGUCUUCCAGUUUCUACAAGCAGCAGCAGUAUUAGUUGGGCUGUGCUAUAUUGUUGUGGGCUAAGGACAGGGCCUCGGACCCUCCUGUUUUUACUUCGGCCUAGUGUUUGCAACUGGUGAGUGGUGACAAACACACAGACGCACACCCAGAGAGAGACAGCGCGCAAGAAUGGCGUGGAGGGGACAUCUAUCUCGGAAUCUGAAGGAGCUUCGGAUACUGCUAUGUCAAUCAUCCCCUGCGAGCUCGUCCGCUAGAGCAUUCGUGGAGAGGAAUUACAAGGACCUCAAAACACUGAACCCUAAAUUCCCAAUCUUGAUUCGCGAAUGCAGUGGGGUCGAUCCCCAGUUAUGGGCUAGAUAUGAUAUGGGUGUUGAGAGGAGCAUUCGUUUGGAAGGCUUGACUGAGGCACAGAUCUUUAAGGCACUUGAAGACCUGGUGAAAGUGGGGGCAUCUCUUAAAGCCUGAUAGUGCUACUAUCGGAGUCAUCGGUCAGUAUGAAUUGGAAUAAACUAAUAUAAUGGGAAAAUCUUCCCAGAGACUUUUUUGUUCAAUUGAUCUGAUGUGUUUUUCCUUAAAGAUGUGUAUUUGAGUACUCUGGAUCUUUGUCUUGUAGUUUGAUCAUUUGAAGAUUUAGCAUCAUCCAUUUUUUCUCAAACCAA
Messenger RNA from Alnus glutinosa, 662 nucleotides. Its product is annotated as NADH dehydrogenase [ubiquinone] 1 alpha subcomplex subunit 2. The transcript is spliced from 3 exons. The record is from RefSeq and is a predicted model, not a curated record. Lineage: Eukaryota; Viridiplantae; Streptophyta; Magnoliopsida; Fagales; Betulaceae. The coding region runs from base 172 to 468 and encodes 98 amino acids.